UAGCUACGGCGUCAAUUCUCCACUUCACUCCGAUCAAGUAGAUAUUACACCUUGUAUCGCGAGUAAUUGUCCCAGCUCGACUAUUAAAGAGAAAAAUAUACUCAAAGCAACAGCUCAUAGAUCUCCAACAGACAAUUGAGCCAUCAUCAUGUCGUCCCCAACGAUCACUCUGUACUACAAGCCCGGCUCGUGCUCCCUUGUAGCCCACGGCCUGCUCCUCCACCUCGGCAUCCCCUUCAAGACCGUCCAGCUGAGACCCAACGCCAAUAAGCGCUUCGAAGCCGCAGACGGCAGCUUCACCCACGAAGACUACUGCAAAAUCAACCCCUCGGGCUACGUCCCGGCCCUCGUCCUCGACAGCGGCGAAGUCAUCACAGAGCUCCCGGCCGUCCUGACCUACAUCGCCUGCAUCGCCCCGCCCGAGCAAACCGACAAGUUGCUGGGUUCCAGCGCCCUCGACCGCGCAAAGGUGAAUGAGUGGACCAACUGGCUGAGCGGGACGUUCCUGGGCGCGAGUGUCGCCGCUUGUGCGAGGCCGUACCGGUUCGCUGACGGAGACGAGGCUCGCAAGGCGGUCGUGGACAAGGGCUGGGAGCAUAUCGUGGAAUGCUACGAGAGGAUGGAGUCCAGGCUGGAGGGCCGAGAGUGGGCUGUGGGUGACGGCCUGACGGUGGUCGAUUUGUACAUGUAUUACUUCCGGCGGUCGGCGGUGUACAUGACCAAUUUGGGUGAGUAUCCCAAUUUUGAGCGCUUGCAGAAGAAGGUGGAGAAGCUGGAGGGGAUUCAGAAAGUGUUGGAAGUGGAAAAGCUCAAGCCGGUCUACGAGUGAAGUUAUGAGUCUUGAUGAUACCAGUCGAUAAUAACAUGAACUCUAUUGCAUCAGUUGAUUGCUUAAGAAAAGUUGUUCCCCCUUGCACAUUGGCUCAAACA
Molecule: messenger RNA, 930 nt
Organism: Colletotrichum phormii
Lineage: Eukaryota; Fungi; Ascomycota; Sordariomycetes; Glomerellales; Glomerellaceae
Product: glutathione S-transferase
Exons: 2
Coding region: 149-829 (226 amino acids)
Source: RefSeq, a predicted model, not a curated record